This is a messenger RNA of Danaus plexippus (monarch butterfly), 3697 nucleotides long. RefSeq names its product sodium/potassium-transporting ATPase subunit beta-1-like. NCBI's taxonomy places the organism in Eukaryota, Metazoa, Arthropoda, Insecta, Lepidoptera, Nymphalidae. Gene Ontology annotation, molecular function: ATPase activator activity. Gene Ontology annotation, cellular component: sodium:potassium-exchanging ATPase complex. The coding region runs from base 109 to 1053 and encodes 314 amino acids. The transcript is spliced from 7 exons. Gene Ontology annotation, biological process: intracellular sodium ion homeostasis; potassium ion import across plasma membrane; intracellular potassium ion homeostasis. The record is from RefSeq and is a predicted model, not a curated record.
GCGUGUGCGCCGACCGCAGGCCGCAGUCGCAUGCAUACAGCCGACCGCCACGGUCAUAUAAACACACGCGGGAUAUUAUCGGUUUGAGGGGACGUUCUUGUAAUAUUGAUGGCCAGUAAAACGAACGGUGUCGAGUCCGAGUGGGCUCGGGCUCCGCCGGCGCCCCGGCCCUUGGGAGAAAGAAUACUCAGGAUAUUGUACAAUCCCGACGAAAAAACAUUUUUGGGACGGACGCUGAGACGAUGGGGUGUGUUGUUCGCCUUCUACCUGGUGUUUUAUGCGGCGCUGGUUGCCUUCUUCGCUAUCUACAUGGCGGCGAUUUUCUCGACCUUGGACAACGACAAGCCCAAGUACACCUUGGAGAGUUCGUUGAUCGGUGCCAACCCUGGCGUGAGCUACCGUCCUCGUCCUCGUGACGAGAUCACCGUCCAGUACAACGCGCAGAACUCCAUAGAAUAUGACCACUACAUCAGUGAGCUGGCUGACUUGUUUAAACAGUAUAAAAACGAAUCGUGGGUAACUUCAAAGACGGAAUGCACCUCCGAAGAUAAUUUUGGUUACCCGCACUCACCAUGCUUCUUUAUCAAGUUGAAUAAAAUUUACGGCUGGAAACCUCAGUACUACGAGCGCGAUUUCCCUGAGGACAUGCCCGCAGAUCUAGUCCAGUACAUCACAAUGCUACCGGAGGCUGAGCGUCAGCAGCUCUGGGUGUCAUGUCGGCUGGAGAACGACACUGGGGCUGAGCUGCAGUACCCGUGGGGCCGCGGACUGGCGGGUAGAUUCUACCCCUACCUCAACCAGCAGGGGUACACAUCACCCCUCAUCGCCGUUAAGGUGACACCUCCAGUAAACACUUUAAACAUAAUGCGAUGCCGCGUUUGGGCUAAGAACGUGAUUUACAACAUGAGUAUUAAGCGACCCAGGGGGUAUACGAGGAUACUGCUGCGAGUAGACGAUCCCUCCUACAACGGGACUGCUCCAGCGGAACAGAUGUCGGAGGACAAAUCUGCCGAUAACGACACAACUACAGCUGCAACAACCGAGGUCAAAUGAUGACUGCUAUGAUAACAGUAGAGAAAUAGACAGCAUUUACCGACACAGCAAAAUUAAGAUCGUAGAUUGGCUUAAGUUAAUUAUUGUUAAUUAAUAUGAAAAGUACCUGGAUUUAUGAAAAAUGUGUUUUUAUAUUCGACGUAAUGUAAAGAUAUCAUGCGAUUUAUUUAAUUAGGAAAGGUUAAAAAAUAUCUAAUAUUUUCUCGUAUUAUCAAACGUAGUCACAAAUACUGAAAUGUUGAAUUCAUCUCAUUGAAUUUUUUAGACUGUAUGUUUCGGUGAGCACACCGCCAUGUUUUUACGGGGAUAAAUAAUAUCUAUGUUACAAUAUAACUCAAAAACUCAUCUUUAAUUUGUGGUCGUUGUGUGAGUUCGUUUAAAGUUAAUCGUUUUUCACACACCCUUGAUGAAAUUAGUUUUAAACCACUCCUAAGUUAUUACUAUUUAACCAAAGAUAUGUUUGACUGCUUCGAAAGAGAUUUAUUAAAUUUUUAACUGUAAUAUUAAACUGCGGUAUAAAUAACUAUAAGGUUAUUGUUUACUUUGGCUUAAUACACGGCAGCUGUAUCCUUAAAAAGUGAAAGUACUACGCUAAAAGAUUACCGAACUAAACUGUUUGCGCUGUAGCAUAGUGCGGGUCCCUUGCUUGACGACCAACAACAUUUUUUGUAUGCUUAGACGUGGUCAUAAAAGCAAACUCAACAUUCUUUAUCAAAUAAAGAACAAACUCCACAAAAUAUUAUAAAAAAAUAAAAAAAUAAAAAAAAAAAAAAUCAAGAAAAUAGCAAUGAAUUUCCGCACUAUGCUAAGCCAUAAAUAGUAUAGUAACGAAGUCCAAACUGACUAAAAAACAUGUGAAUUCUGUUUCAUGUCAGGCUUCAAUCAUAGUACAAAUCUAGUUGUAACUAAAGUAUAUCAUUCCCAUAUAUUAGAAUGCUUUUUGUUUCGCAUCAAAUAAUUUAAGAUGCAAUCCUCGGAAUUACUGUUUUUUAAACAUGUUUUCUGAGAUCAAUCAUGAAAUUGAAAUUCAGUGAGCAAUUGUACUUCAGUUUUUUAAGUUUAAUUAUUUUACUGAUAUAUAAACAGUAAUUAAAGCUAUAAGGUGCAUUAGAUAUAUAUAUUAUUAACUGUGUACCUGUUAAUUGAAAACCUUUUUUUUAUGUUAUGGCCUUCAUCCGUGCAAUGACGUGCACAGUAUAUUCUGCCAGUGUCAAAUUAAAAACCUUCAGUGACAAUUUCAUAUUGACGUAUUAAAUCUGUCAUAAUUAUCUUCUUUAUAUUUGACAUUGAUAAAUUGUGACAAAUACGGUAUGCAAUUUUUUAUUUUUUACAUUUAUUUAAAGUAGUACAUUUAAUUAUAUUCAAUAUUGCUUUCAGGUUGCUUUGUUUUGCAAUAUACGAUUUCUCAUUUAAAAUAAGAAUAAAAUUUAUGAUUUACGCAUUACUGUAACGUGGGACUUAAAAAGAAUGAUUGUUUAUUAGUAGUGUAAUAAUAAAAAAAAAACAAAACCUAAACCUACGUUAUUUCUUUUUUUACUAAAUCUUAAUACUGUUAGUAAUUUAAACAAAAAAAUAUAUACGUUCACGUUAACGGAACAUUCGCUUUGCUUUUUUACACAGCACUUCGUAGAGUUAAUAGUUUUGUAUACAUAAAUCUUACGUUAUUGGCAAACUAGUAACAGCUAGUAUGAAGUUUUCAAUUCUGUAACAUAAAAAUAUUGUUUUAGGUUGAUUAUAAAAUCAAAGUUUUUAAACAAGAAACGACACAACAAAAACAUGUGAAGUUUUUGAAGCCACGAUUAAUGAGACGUUUUUUAUAGUCAUCAUUUCAAUGAUAGUCUUCUCACUCUUCGGGAAAUAUUUCGGUAUGGAGUUUUUAGAAUUAGAAUUUUUAUAGAAAUGUUUGAAAAUUCAGAGAAUAUGACAAGUACUGAUACCUUACACUUAAUCCCUUCUCCGCGGCCUUCUGUAAUGGCACAUGUAAUAGAUGGACAAAAAAUUUGAGCUUUUUGACGUUUUAUUCAGAGUUUUUAUAGCAAUGUCUAUUGAAAUAUGAAUCUGGUCAAUGAAAACGUAUUUAUUGUUUUAUUUCUUUUAUACAAAUUUACUGAUUGAUGUGUUCCUUGUUAUUUUACAAUAUUUUAAAUACAAAAUAAUCAUUUUGUGUAUUAUAAAUUAGUUGUAUAAACAAACAUAUUUAAUUAUUUUAAGUAAUUUUUAAAAUAAACUCAGUUUCGUGUAGAAUUUUCUUAUUUAUCUCCCUUUAUGUAAUUAAUUAUACAAGAUAUUUUAAUUAUACGAUAAAAUACAAUUACGUUAAUAUCAAUAACAUGCGAUAGGUGAGUUCGUCGCGAUACUUAUUUCUAAGCUAAGUUAUCCUAGGUACUUAACAUGUCCAACCUUAGAUACUACGUAGAAUAUCGCGCAUAGGCCUUUCCUAAGUUAUACUAAUAAUACGUUUUAUGUAUAUCUAUUUACUAAGAAUAUUAUUUUAGUUCAGACCUAAACCGUUGUAAACAAUAUGUGUAUGAAGAAUAAGUGUCACCUUUAGUUUAUUGAUUGUAUUCAGUACAAAAUAUAACUGUAACCAAUAUUUAAUUGUUAAUAUACGUGUUCAUUAAUAAAUAUCGAUUGACAUGAGUAU